AACAAAAAAGUAGACGCGUACAACAGAGAAGACACGCCCAGCGCAAUCGUACUGAAGUGGCGAUAACGCUGCGACCUCAUCCGCUGUGGGGCAGCCUGCAGUCAUCGUAAAAUCUGAAGAACCACAAGAACUGAAGACCAGCUCCAUGAAAAAGCUUGACGAACUGAGUGAUGAGGCCUGUGCACUGACCCCAGGCAGCGCAGCCACCUGCGAGGAGACGGUGUGCAGCGCAGUGACGUGUGGCGAGACGUCGUUUCCGACGACAUCCCUGUCUAAAGCGGACGUAAGCAGCUUAGCUGGCGCUCACGAAGGGUCUUCAGCACAGACUGACGAUGACGCCUCGCCAUCGACUUCGUCUAUGUCCUCUACCCACUACCCGAGCGCUGCGGCAACGGGCGGAGUUCCGGGUGACCACGCGGCGAUGGGGUCGUCACGCCCGUCAUCCGUACGUACCUGCUGCAGAGCAGUGGCCCUCAAGAAGUCCGCACUCGAGUCGUCCAGUGACGUCGCGUCGCCGUCGACGUCGUCCGCCAGGACAAACAGCGAUGACAAGUCUGCUAUUCCGACUGAACAUCUUACAGCACCUUCGGACGUGUGCGACGGAACCAGGGCGAUCGCCAUUGAGAAGAAGCGGCGCUUGACGAAAGUGGCGAGCAAGAGCGAGUCGUCCUCGGCAUCUUCGCAGCCGUGGUCGGUGGCUGCGUCGGUGGUACCAACUACAUCAGAGGCCAACGCGAGCAACAGCGCUUUUCACAUAAACCUCAACAAGAGGGCUGUGCGGAAGCCGGCUCGUUUUGACGACGAGGAAUCUCCUCGUAUCAAGAAGCGAAAGGCGAAAGCGGCUCGUGGCUCAUCCUCAACUGCGUCACUGAAAAAUUCCCUCGUCGCUUCUGAUGACGACGUUCAGGUGACGUGGUGCAAGGACUGCCGCAAGAGGCUGACACCUUCGGAAGUCGUCGUCUUCAAAGGGGACCCUGAAGGCGCCGCGGAAGAGGUUUUAGCGAUCAUUGACCCUCGGCUGACGUCGUCGCUUUGCAACGAGGACGACCUGGCGCAGCAGCCACAGUUCAAGAUCACAUAUUUCACCGUCUAUGACGAGCACGGUCACGUCUGCCCGUUUGAUGGAGGCCUAAUCGAGGCCGACGUCGCGCUGUACCUCAGUGGACACGUGAAGAGUAUCUGCGCCGAUGAUCCCGGACUCCAGGACAGUGUGGCUGUCGCAAGGGCGGGUCCCAUCGUGUCCUGGUGGACGACGGGCUACGACGGCGGUGCCAACGUCGUCCUCGGCCUGACGACGGCGUACGCCGAGUACGUGCUCAUGACGCCGAGUGCUCAGUACGAGCCGUACAUAAAGCGCAUGGAAGAGAUGAUGUACCUGAUCAGGGGAAUCCUCGAGAAGCUAAUCCAGAGCAGCGGCGACGCCAGCUUCAACGACGUCAUGCAUCACCUGGAGACCCUGGAUGGCCUGCCGAGCGGCGUUGGACCAUUCUCGCUGGAGACGCUGCACCGGCACUCGCAGUUCGUGGUGGACCACGUUCAAGCGUACGACUCGGCAGGUGACGCCGACGGCGGCACGCUGCUUCUGGACAGCGCCUUCAUCUGCGAGCUUAUGCGCAUCACUGGCGCUGUCAUCAGGGACGCGGCCAAAGGGAGGUCGUUACCGUCCGUGGGACGCAGGGAAGCCAAGAAACCCAAGUCGAAGGCGGCGUUUGUCAUGCCCGCGGUGUGCAAAACACUGGAAGAACACUGCAAGGCCACCAGCAGUACUCCAAAAAGGUCGGUGCCCUCGAGGAAGAACAGAUGUGGACUGUGCGAAGCCUGCCUGGCAUCCGAGUGCAAGGUGUGUCUGUUUUGCCGCAACAUGAAGAAGUACGGAGGACCGGGUACGUUCAAACAGUGCUGCGUUCGUAGGCGGUGCCAGCAGAGGCAUCUCCUGGACAGUAUUGACUGCGCGGGCACCGACUCCAUGGACCAAGAAGUCUCGACGCUUCCCGACGAACCCUUUGCGAAGAGGGAAUUCGUUAAACGACACGGCAUCGAGGUAGUUUGUACAGGACAUUCAUUGGGUACAAGUGCGGGCAAGACUUUCUACCCUAGCUGCCGUAUAGGAAGCGAUGUGAGCCUGACUGCCGGAGACGACGUGAUUGUGCUUUCAACUCUGUACGAUACUAAACGCUACAUUGGCCGUGUUACGCAGCUCUACACUGACAAGGAGGGCAAAAAGUUCGCUCAUGUCAUUUGGUUCAGGCGUUACGAGGAGACCAUUCUUGGCAGUUCCUUCGUCAGUGUCGGGGGUGAGCUUUUCUCGACGACGGAAUGCGACGAAGUGCCCCUGGAAGCCAUAGGAAGCGUCUGCCGCGUCAUCUUCCGUGGAUCAGACGGCGCCCACACUGACGUCGCGGGGCUUGAAGAGUCCACGUUCUUCUACAGGUUCCAGUGUCACGUGACGAUUUGCGCAUUCACUGAGGCGGAUGCCAAAGGCCCAAAUUGCCUGUGUGCUCAGCAACAAAAGUGCGCCAAGACCCUCGCGUAUCUUCCGAAUAGAAAGGGUGAUUGCUUCUUCGUAAAGCCUAGUGCCAUCCGCAUGCCGCUGAACUUGAAGCUAAGUGAGGCAACGCAGGAAGAUACAUCUGUGCAGGGACUGUCGGGUGACGAGUUUACUGAAAAGUACAGGAAAGUUCUGCGUCCGCCGCAGAUAGAGGACUGCAACUCUCCGGACCCCUAUCGCAUUUGCUGCAUUGUACCAGAUCAAUCAGGAGAGAAGACGAGGAGGCGCAAGAUGGACUCGCCCGUACUCGUGCAACCAUUCUACAGAGAUUACGAAGUCUGCAGGGGAUCCAGAGACAACCUUCAUCUUUACCUUUCGCCAAAGUCUUUCCCUAUCGAUCUGACAGAUGUCAUCGCUCCGUGCGAAGUGGUGUACAGCGUCGGUGGAACCCUGGGCACCUGUUUUGACACCGUGCGCCCUCCGUUCUACUUUUCGCAGUGCUACGACGCGGAAGAGAACACAUACUCAGAGCCAGCAAGCGGGGCGAAGCAAAUCGGCCUCCAUCUCGUCUCCCGCUCUCCUCAGUCUGACACUCUCAAAUGCGUCGACGUCUACUGCGGUUGCGGUGGCCUGUCUCUUGGCCUACAGCAGUCGGGAGUCGCCGAGACCGUGCUCGCACUGAGCGACAACGUCCACCACUUGGACACAUUCAGAAGUAAUUUCCCGUUCGUGUAUACGCCUCGAUCGUGCCCUUCAAAGGUGCUUAGAGACCUACAAUCGGGCAAGGCUGGUCAUGGGCUGUCUGAAUUCAAGAGAGGUAAAAUCCAUCUGGUGUGCGGAAGCCCGUCGUUCCAGUCGGCGAAGCGUAGCGACGGACAGCCGCUGUCGGACUCCCAGCUGGCCACCUUCCUGGGAUUUUGCGAGUUCUUCGACCCGCGGUUCAUCGUUCUCGUGGCCGAGAGGCGUGCAGUCAAGUACCGCAACGGUUCCGGGCUUGCCUUGGCGCUCAAGUGCCUUCUGGACCUUGGCUACCAAACGUCCUGCAGCAUGCUCCAGGAUGGCUGCUACGGAAUACCGCAGAGGCAUCGGCGGCUCGUCAUCUUUGGCGCCAAGCGCGGACUCGCGAAGCUGCCGGCUUUCCCACCGGCCACGCACGCCUUCGAUGUCCAGGAAAGACACUUGUCAUUUGUCGUCGACGGGCGCGCCUACGCUAGUCCUCUGGCGGUCACGUCGGCUGCGCCGUACCCGAGGACUACCCUGAGGGACGCCAUCGGCGACCUCGCCCCUGGCGACGGAGCGGGGCCAGUGACGGAUUUUAUCCGGUUCCUCAGGAGACAUUGCAGACCGAGCGACGCCGAUUGUUUCAAGGCGAUGAACCCCAUGGCCCAGGCGAGAAUAGCGCUCAUUCCCAAGAUUCGCGGAUCGGACUGGCGCGACUUGCCUAACCGGGAGGUCCAGCUGAGCGACGGCACCACCGCGUACAGGCUCGUCUACACUCACAAGUGCCACUCGAGCCCGUACAGGCGCCAGCGAGGAGUGUGCCCGUGCGCCGGGGACAGUACGGCUCAGUGCGACCCCAUGUACCGCCAGGAGAGCACGCUCAUCCCUUGGAGCCUGGUGCACACGGGCCACCGCAGCGGCCAGUGGACUGGCGUCUACGGUCGGCUCCAGUGGGACGGCUACCUGCACGGCGUUGUCGCGAACCCCGAACCGCUGAGCAAGCAGGGACCGGUCAUUCACCCCGAAGAGGACAGGGUCAUCAGCGUGCGCGAGUGCGCUAGAAUUCAAGGCUACCCGGAUGACUUCGUGUUCGUGGGUCCAACCCUGGAACGGUACAAGAUGAUAGCAGGAAGCGUGGCUCCUCUGCUGGCGCUCGCUCUUGGCAGAGAGAUAGCCAAACAACUGCACUAAAUCAACUGUUUAGCAGAUUGGAAUGUUCGUAAGCAAGCAACAUUCCAAUCCAACGGCAAUCGCAGCACAAUAGAGUGAUUUGGUUUUGGCAAUCGUCGUAUCUGAGAGAUCUGAAUGUGAUGUUUUUCGCUGUUUGUCGUCGUUUCAAUUGUAGCAGGACUGAUAAGAUCUCGGCAGCUGUGA
Molecule: messenger RNA, 4582 nt
Organism: Rhipicephalus sanguineus (brown dog tick)
Lineage: Eukaryota; Metazoa; Arthropoda; Arachnida; Ixodida; Ixodidae
Product: DNA (cytosine-5)-methyltransferase PliMCI
Exons: 3
Coding region: 146-4399 (1417 amino acids)
Cellular component (GO): nucleus
Molecular function (GO): DNA (cytosine-5-)-methyltransferase activity; chromatin binding; zinc ion binding
Source: RefSeq, a predicted model, not a curated record